This is a messenger RNA of Darwinula stevensoni, 1683 nucleotides long. The record is from the annotation of a GenBank genome assembly. NCBI's taxonomy places the organism in Eukaryota, Metazoa, Arthropoda, Ostracoda, Podocopida, Darwinulidae.
AAAGGGGCGUCCUCCCGCCAUCUUAUUUCUUAUCAUCUUGAUGGUCACGUUCUUCUCUCCUGCUUCGUCUGGAGAGCACCUAGUCUGAGGUCUUUCUUGGUAUAAAGACACACCUAGGGCUCCAAAAUGACAGCUCCUCCGACGAAAAUCUUCGUUGGGCGUCUUCCUGAACAUUGCAAAUCUCAAGAUCUGCGAGUACUCUUUGAGCAAUAUGGGAAAGUCACAGAGUGUGAUGUCCUGAAUAGGUAUGGGUUUGUUCACAUGUCCACAGAAGAGGAAGCCACUGCAGCUAUAAAGGGACUGAACAAUGCUGAAUUCCAGGGGUCAAGAAUCAGUGUUGAGCAAUCAACAGGGAAGAGGGGGAGUGGCAGAGGUCGAGGUGGUGGUCCCAUGAGAGGAGGAAUGGGUCGAGGACGUGGUGGAAUGCCCAUGCGUGGAAUGGGUCCUUAUGAUAGACAUCCUCCUCCUAUGCCAAUGCGCAAUGGGUUUGAUGGGUAUUAUGAAGACUACUAUGAUCGACGAGGACCACCCCCCAUGGCACGGGAGCGGGAAAUGAUGAUGAGGGACCGACCAAGACCUGGAUAUCCUGACAUGUAUGACAGACGCCCUCCUCCAGCCAUGCCAGAAAGGCGACCCAUGCCCCCCCCAGAUGCCAUGCGUGCUGAUGCCUUUGGCCGCCCUUCAGACAUGUACAGCCGCAGAUCUCCACCUAGCUUUGACCCAUAUGAUGAUCCAUAUGGAGCCAGGGGUGGAGCUAGAGCCAGAUAUGAUGUCAGCUUGAGUGGAGAUGUGGCUAUAGUAGAUCAUCCUGUUCAUAUCUGUGUGGUCACAAUUUCUUCAGCAGGGGAGCUGAAGCCCUGUAAGCACAAGAUGGGAGGUGAAAAGAAAAAUGGAAUGAGGAAAGCCAAGCUGAAAAAGCUGAAGUGGAAGAUGGAAAAAGAGCAGCUGAAUUCAUAUCAGGAGCGGGUGAAUGCUGCUAACAAAAAACUGGAUCACUUGGAGCAGCUCAAAGCUUUCAGGAAGUUUGAUCGGAAUGGAAUUUCUGUGAACAUUGAAUGCUGCAAGGCUGAGAACUUGGACACAAGAACUCGGGACUGGGUCUUUGAUCUCACAGCUCGCAACAUGAAGCACUUGUAUUUGAAGAGUGCAUGGGGAUGGAGUGACCGAGAGAAGAGAGAAGAAUUAAUGGAUGAUUCAGCUUGGUAUUUGCUUGCUCGGGGUGAAGGAGAUGCCCUUGUAGCUUUCUCUCACUUCCGAUUUGACUUGGACAGCGAUCUGCCUGUGCUCUAUUGCUAUGAGUUGCAAAUCGAAGAGAGCUACCAGAGGAAGGGCCUUGGGAGGCAUAUGAUGGCCAUUCUGGAAUUGGCAGCUUUCAAUUCACAAAUGGUGAAGGUGGUGCUUACAGUAUUCAAGCAUAAUCCUGAAGCCAAAGCCUUCUACCAAUCUAUCAACUUUUCUGUGGACCAGACUUCACCAGAAGAUGAUUAUGAAGAGACCUUUGACUAUGAGAUCCUGAGCAAAAGCAACAGGUUGCUGAGCCAAUGCCAAUGUCAUUGCUGAAAAUCAAGCUAUGCUCAUUCAUUCCAGGACCUGUUACAGAUCUCACUGCUUCUAUAUGACAACUCUGCUUUUUUUGUUUCCACGAUGAGUGGUUCUUAGUGAAUAAAGUUGAUCUUACAAGGG